GAUAGGUGCGUGUCUCCCUUGGGAGGGGUAAGGAGUUAAGUGUACCUUCUCUUCCCUUAGUGUGUAUCUUUUAGGGUAUUGAGAAAUGAGUGAAAUUAUUGCCACUAUGAAAAGUGAAAAUGUGCUAUUUGACCUUUUAGAAAAGCAUGGUGCUCGGCCCUCUUUAUCAGGGGUGGAUUGGGCACGACAAAACUGGCAUAACUUGCAGAGUGUUUCCGACCGCAUUCGUGUUUUACAAUAUGAGGCUCAUACCCCGGGCGGGAAAGGAAAAUCGUUUAUUUGUGCGGUACUCGGUGCUGCUUUAAAAGCUGCCGUGGAGUUCCGAGAUGAAAAGCAUUCGGCAGAAACCCAAACCAUACAAGCAUUACAGGAAUCAGUUAAAGUAAUGCAAGAAUUGGUAAAAACUCUGCAGAAUCAAAUAGUGAACCUUGAGGAACAAUUACAAAGAGAGCAACAUAAUACAGUUUUGUUGCAAAUGGCUUUUAAGGAACUAUUAACAUAUAAGAAUACUAGCAAUACUGCUGUCCAUAAUUUGCCUCAAGAAAAAACUUUUCCUCAGAAGGAACUACAAGGAAUAAAGGAAGGGCUUGGCAAAUUAGAGGACUCGCCAACCCAAUUGCGUCCUUUGAUAAAAACCGAAUAUACGUUUGAUAACAGUGAGGAUCUGAACCCUCAAAUGAAUGUUAAAGAAAUUCCUUUUUCUGCCACUGAAUUAGCAAAACUGAAAAAAGAUUUUAGCCGCUCUCCAAAGGAAUCGGAAACAGAAUAUGUAUGGAGAGUCAGCUUAACUGGUGGAGACCAAAUAAUGUUAACCGAAAAGGAGGCUGAGGGUUAUUGGGGGCCAGGAGUAUUUUUGACUACUGGUAAUAACCGUGCUCCCUGGUCCCUAACACAGAGGGCUGCCUAUUGGGCAGGUGGUCUUAACCCUUUAGAAAGGGGAGACCCUCUUGCUAUUAAUGGGACAGCUGAUCAAUUAGUGGAAAGUGUUCAAAAAGCUGCUUGUCUGCAAAUGAUGUAUGAUAGAAAGCUGCAGCCACAUCAUGAAUCACCUAUGAUGAUGCCUGUUGAUCCUGAAAGGAUGACUCCUUUAAUCAGGGGGCUUCCAGAAUCACUGAAACCUAUAGGUAUACAACUACAAGGAAAAAUACAAGCUAUGCCUCAGGGAGAAAGAACCCUGGCAGCAUUAGAAGGAACUGGCACCUCAGGCCAUUUGCAGUCAGGAUAUAAAGUAUGGACAUGGGGGGAGGUUGCCCAAGAGUUGAUUAAUUAUGAAAGGAAAUAUGGGCCUGUGGCUUCUUCCAGUAUAUCUGAACCAGAGGAAGUAAGGCUCGCAGCAACCACCCUUGCUCCUAGGCCACCUAGUCCAAAGCUCAGUGGAACUGGAAGGGUCUCAUUGCCAGUAAGAACAGGUAGGCGAAAUAUUGAUCAUAAACGUAAUCGUCUCUGGACACUGGGCUGGCAAAAGGGUGUUCCACGAGACUUGAUGAAUGGAUUACCCACAGUCAGGUUAGAGAAAUUAGUUAACUUGUGGCCAGACAAAAGCUCAAGGAAAGCUGAUGCUUUCGCCCCCUCCCCCAGAUGAGUGGGAGGAGGGGGGGGAGGGCAGUGAAGGGUGGAUGUUUAUUAGAAAGCUCACAACAAAAGGAGAUCCUCGAUUUAACACCUUCUGUCCCAAGGCCUCCCCACUCCUGCCAAUUGCCCCUGUGAGUCACGAUCCAGUUGCUGAUAAGCUAGGGAACACUUAUCUCUCUGGCCAGCUUGUGUGGACUGACUCAGCUAACAUGAGGCGUUUCCCUAACCUUAAUGAAAUCCCUUAACAAAUAUCCUUAGAAGGCUAAGGACACCCCGAAAAAGGAAUGUAAAAUUAACUCCUCGCUGGAUUGUUCUCUCAUUUUUUAAUUGUAUUAACAAAGCCCCAAAAGGGCAAGUUGUUGUCUUGUUUUAUUUUACAGAAGAUCCCCGUGGGACCUUUACUGAACACAGAAUGACUGAUAGCUGACUUUAACCAUUUGUGUUUUGUGACAGAAAAAUUGAAGAUGUGAUCGUGCUAGAAUUCUGAAUAUAACUCGUUGUUACAUAUUUUGGUUGCAAUAGUAUUAUGCUUUUGUUUGUUGUUGUGGAUUGUGAUUGAUAUCAGUCCUUGGAUCUGUUAAAACUUCACAAUUUGGUUCAGAGUUUCUUUUUCAGGUCAUCCUGGAUUUCUGGUACUUUCUGCACAGUGAUAACCAUUCCUUCUGAUCCCUUCUUUUACCCCUUUUUGUCAAACUGAUUAUGAUUUGCAUGUAACUCCUCCAUAGUGUUUCCAAAUUCCUAACAAAUUGGGAAAUGAGCCAAGGGACCCAUCUAAUAGAUGUGGUCAAAAA
Coturnix japonica (Japanese quail) is the source of this 2363-nucleotide messenger RNA. NCBI's taxonomy places the organism in Eukaryota, Metazoa, Chordata, Aves, Galliformes, Phasianidae. The record is from RefSeq and is a predicted model, not a curated record.